UUGUGAAAUAUCCCAAAAAUUGUCAAUAACAGUUUGUCAAGAUAUAGUUGCACCGCACACGUGCACACAGUGUCUGGAAGCAGUUUUUAUGUGAGGAUGAAUCCAUUCGAAUUUCCUCGACGAGUGGCGGUGCUGUUAAAGCAGACUCUGCGUGGCAAGAAAAAUCAUCCCUAGAAAUGUCAGUUUCUCGAUUUACUUUGACCAAAAUGGAAGAAGACACCACAGGACUUAAAACAUUAAUAUCACAUCGAAGGCAUCGCCCAUCGUACACGAGGGUAAUUUCGCAAGAAUUUAGCAAAGAAAGAGUAGCAGUAGAAAGAAGAGGAAAGAGAAAAGCCCAGCGUCACUCCGGCAAAUCAACAGAUCUGUCUGAUUCCUUUCAUCCAUCUACCAGUGAAACAACGAACUUUAAUCAGGAGGGAUGUGUUUUAGAUGAUGAAAAUGACAGUACAGAUGAUAGCAAAUAUUUUUCUGCUGAGGAAAAUCCUGUUCCUAAUGAAAAUACGAAAUUAAACUGUAAUUUUUUACCAUCAUCAUCUUCAUAUUCAUCUAAUGAAGGGGAUUUAGAAACAGCCAUGAAAGUUAUACAUAAAUAUGAAAAUAAAGACACUUUGCAUAUCGUGGUAGAUAAAAGUACACAUGGAAUCCAUAAAAGAGCUCCAAGAAAAAAACAGAAAAGGAAGUGGAGACAGUUAAAUGCCAGUAAUUCGGUUUGUCUCUUCCGAGAGCUCCCUUUCUUUGAUAUGGGUGUAUUGGAAGACCCAGGAAGUGUUGAUGUAAACAAAGGUAUCCCCUCCUUAUAUACUCUCUGUGUGAAAGCGUUGACGAAAAAUAUAAGAAAACUGCAUAAAUGUUCCAUCAUUCCAUGCAGUAUAAAACGAGACAUUGACAAAGAGACUUUAUUUUACAAUGAAAAAGUAAGCUGGCUUAAUACAUAUUUAGCCAAAUUUGAAGAGAUGCAAUCCAAGUACAGCAAUCUGAAUGUUCCCACCAGAACUGUAUGGAAUUAUAAGCCACGCCCCCCUGAAGUCUAUAGAAGGAGGGGGAGAGGAGACAUCUUCCCUAAAGGGGACAUAGAAAUCAGCUGUCUGCCUGUAAUUAACCUCUGUGCCUUCAAAGAAUGUCAUCGCAGGAUUUACGUCAUUAAUCACGUGAUGUGUGUUCUUAGCAGCUUAUUGCAUUUAACAUUGCCCUACCCUGAUCCAUAUACGGGCAAGCUCACAUACAACCGAAAGAACAGGAAAUUAUCCACUUCUUAUGACAGAGCUGUGGAAAAUGUUACUGUGCCGCUGCGACAGAGUUAUCCUGAAACUAUGAAGAUGCUGUAUGACAAAGUCCUGCCGUAUGUUUUCUGGGCAAGAGGUGAUGUCAAAAGAGCAAAGGAAGGUUUUCUUUAUCUGAUCAGCACCAACAUAAAACCCAGAUAUAAAGCCAUGUAUGUGUAUGAGAUGGGGAGAAUGCUGCGAUUCUUUGAAGACCCUACACAAGUGAACUUAGCGAGCAUAUCAGAAAUCUCGGAGAUCUUUGUGUCCAAAGCCUAUCAUUGCCAAGCUGAAGUGGCACAGCAAAUAUCCAAACAAUCAUUUCUACUGAAGGCCAAUUUGUAUGACCAAGGUGUGCUGACCAUUGAGAAAGCUAUACAAGCAGCAGACCUGUGGACCUACUCUGUCCAUGCCCUCCCUGCCUGGGGUACAGAUAGUUGGGAGCACUUCUAUUUCAUGGACUCAUUGCUGUGCUACCAUGCCAGCACACGUUUUGAGAUGGGAGUGGAUUGGCUGAAUUAUACCAAAGAGAGGCUGGAGCCUCUAUGUGGAGUUUAUCCAGAUCUGUAUAUUUUCCUGUCCAUGUUGUACGCCCUGCAGAAAAAUGAAAGGCGAUCACAAAGCACCUUCCUAGAUUUCCAAAAGCAUGAGACUAGGGUUACCCUAACCCUAAUUACUGGCAGCAUAUCGCAUCCAUGGACAGCUCUGAUGGAGGCUGUGAAGCAAUCGCCAUCUUUCAGACCCCUCAAAGUCCUCUGGAGAACCCAGUUGAAUCCUCCUAAGUUCAACGUCAAAAUAUUUGACACGAAUAGUAGGUCAAUGGCAGUGGACUUUCCAGAAGACUGUGAACCUACUGAAGCAGAUAUCAGUGGUCAUGACCUUAACCUACAUUUAACACCUGAAGGUCACCUGACAGGAGAUUUGCAGAUUUCCCUUCCUCCUCUACAAUCAGUUCUCCUUGAUCCCUACACUGGGUCGAUAUGUUUACCUGCAGCAGAAACAGUGAAGAUCCUGAGAAACUUUCAUUCAGUCCCAACCUACGUUUCUUAUUUUUUAUAUGGCAAAUGUUGCUUUCCCCAACCACUCCCAACACCAAUGGAAGUUUAUCGUGGUCAGAAUGGCACUGUCCAGCUGAUCUUUUCUGGUUACUCCAAGGACAUGCCCGCUGAAAUUAUCAUCAAACUGUUCUGGGAGGGAACAAAUGGAGAGACGGCAGGGAUCAACCUGGCCUCCCAACUCAGAGACCACACCUAUCAGAGAGCGAUGGACUUGGUCAAGUCAUUAAGUACUGAUGACGAAGUAAAAGCUUGUAUGCUGGAAGUCUUCAGGCUGUGUUACAGCGACGGUUACAAGAUUCCUCUGGUGAACCCCAUGGACAAAAGUUAUCUAUUCGAAUACGUGCGAGCUGCCUAUAAGAACUACCACACUCAGAGGAAAGAAAGCAAGCAGAACAAGACUGCUCCACCCAGCCCGCCUAGUGCUAUGAGAAUUAUGCAGGAAAAGUUUAAAGAGUCAGCGUCUCUUAGGCUGUUUGAACGUCCACUAGUAUUCGGCGAGGACAUUUUGUUCCGGUUUAAUGUGGAUCAUUCACACUACUACGAACAUUUAGUGGUGAUUCACACCCAAAACAGGAAAGAUUUCAAACAUCCAACAAUACUGAUGAAAUGCAUGAAUGGUAUCACUCCGCACUUUCCAGACGGGAUAUCAAGGUCUGCAGAGCGUUUCUAUCUAAGUCAUGCAGAUAGAGGUAACAGAUAUCGGAAUAUCAUGGUGUUUGACAGAAACCUACAUCAGGUGGAUGUAAUUGAUACUGCCAUACUGCAACCAAUCGAGAGCGACAUCCAUAUCCCAAUCGUCAUCAGGAGGUCCGUGUUUGCCAUCAAUGCCUCACAUUGUCUGUACUGUGUAAGUAAUCAGAAUGGGUGUACUGCGGAACAUCUGGAUCCGAUUCAUCGCCUGACCUUCCUGGGGGAUAUGUUAGUAAUGGUUACCGUCACUGGAUAUCUACUGUUUUUUGAAAGUCUAUCACUUCUGCCAAUCAGUGUAAUCGUUCAUCCUCGGGCAUUUUCUUUGAUACUGGACAAUUUGUUCAUCUUUGAAAUCUGCAAUUAUCUCAAAAUUCUUGGAGAGAAGUCAUUCCGUGACGACAGCAAUCAAGAGUAUGUGAGGGCAGCCAUUGCUCUGGACAGUAAACUUAUCAUCAUUAAAACUCAGCCAAAUACAUAUGGUUUAAACAUAGAAGACAUAGCACCUGUCAGAGUGACCUCAUCAGUAACCUUGUCUGGCCAGGCCAAGGACGUCUGUUUCCUCAGUGAAUCGGCUGGUUACCUUGUGUCAGCCUCUAUUUUUAAUAACAAGCACAGACUGUACAGAGAAAUUCUCUUCCAUUAUAACCACGGGGGCCAGCUCCUGGGCGUUGUCCUGUCCCUGGGACCAGGACCAAGGUCCAUGUUCCCCGUUUAUCUCCCUGGAAAAUCAGAUUUAAGUACCAGCAACAGUCAGCUUGGACGCAAAGGCUGGCAUGUGUACAUGCGUGAUGGUCACGAUGGCAUUAUCUGUGUAUACUUGGGUGAUGUUGCAUAUUGUGAGCUGUCUUACACGGCUUGAAGCUAACUUUUUAUGUCACCAGUCCAGCCGGACUGAUGGGGUAUAAUUUCAACCAGUCCACAGAAAAUUUACCAGUCCAACAGUUUUCCAGAAACAAUAAAACAUUUCAUUUAUGUUAUGAAAAUGAAAUUUAACUCAAUAUGUCUCUGACAAUAUUGUAACACUUAUGUGAGAUUUAUGUUUACUAAUCAGGUUCGUCUGAUAUCUAGAGAAGCAUGCCAAAUGUGUGUAUAAGAUUUCAUAAGUAUAUUUUCCAAAAUGAUGCUUUAGAAAAUUAACCCGUCCCAUCAGACU
Molecule: messenger RNA, 4163 nt
Organism: Ostrea edulis (European flat oyster)
Lineage: Eukaryota; Metazoa; Mollusca; Bivalvia; Ostreida; Ostreidae
Exons: 20
Coding region: 177-3869 (1230 amino acids)
Source: RefSeq, a predicted model, not a curated record